AUGUCUACCGCAACCUCUAUAGACGAGCAGCUUCAAUCACCUUCCAAGGAGCUCAAUCCAGACGAGACUAAGCCGUCAGGUAACCCAAGUAUUACAUCAGAAUAUGAGUAAACACACUUGAGGUCAUCGGCAUAAAUAGACGCUUGCGAGUUUCUGCUUUCAGUCGAAAUAUCAUUGAUGUAAAGAAUGAAAGGUAGCGGACCCAUAACCGUGUCUUGAAGUACGCCACGCGUGAUCGAGUGAGGUGUUACCAAGCAUGACUUUCUGAUAUCGGUUGGAUAGAUAGGACCUGAUGAAGUAGAGUAGAGGCGGCCGGAUGCCGACAGCUUUCAAUUUUACCAAAAGACUCUGUGAGACCUUGUCGAAGGCUUUGCUAAGAUCAAAGAUCACUGACUGCUGUUCAUUACGAAGAGAAGUGAUUAGAUUAUGAAAUGCCAAGUAGCAAGUUUCGCGGUAUCAUUCAGGUAAAAAUCCGUGCUGAUUAGAGCUCAGAAGUCGGUUAACAAGGCGGAAGUCGUAAAUUUCAUUGAAAAUAGUCCUUUCAAGAAGUUUUGCUAGAGACGGUGUUUUGUGCACGCCCCGAUAGUUACUAAUGUCGGACCGAGAUCAAAAUUUGAAGACAGGAAUGAUAAUUGACGUUUUCCAUGUUUCAGGCAAGAGUCCUUUUGAAAUAUAGACCGAGAAUAAAUGACUAAGCAAUAUGGGAAGGUCGAAUGUCUAUUUAAUAAUCUACUUUGGAAUCCCAUACGUUCCCGGUAGUGUGAGUAUUUCAAACGACUUAUGUGUUUGUUAAUGAGAUCUGAGUAGACAUAGAUUAUAUUCAGUGUCCUAUAUGAAAGUAAAUGAAAGAAAGGGACAUGUUUGGACUCAGUAUUAAGGUGUUUUGCAAAGAAAGCACCGAAUAACUCAACCUUGUCAGUGACAUCGAUUAUGAGGAUUUUGUUAUCGUUUAGCAGCGGCGGAAAUUCGUGAUCACGCUUAGACAAGGACCGAGGACGGAAGAUGUUAGCGACAGAAUUGCCAGGGUUUGAUUCAUUGAGAACAAGUGAUUCUCUUUGCCUAUCGCGCGCUUGUCGCAUCCUUGAGGCCAUUUCAAAAAUCUCUGUGAUUCUAAGAUGAACUGAUAAGGAACUAGUGGAUAGGUCGAGCAGCUGCUGUCUCAGCUUUUUUAGAAAAUGACGAACAGGGGAAUCUGAAUAAUUAGGUUUGAGAUAUAUAAGCGACACUAAUUCUAGGCGGUCCUUCGAAAUAUUGGACAUGAUAUCACGAAGAAUGGUUCCAUCGCUACAUAAGAGAAAGCCACACCAAUCCACUGACUUAAUAUACUGAUUUCUUAAAUCGUAGUUUACGUAAGAGCGAACUGUGCUAGUCUUUUUUGAAAACGCAAGCGGUAAGCAACAAUGAAUUAAUACGUGGUCACUGUCAAAGAGGUCCUUUUUUAAAGCAACAGAAAGAGGAGCAAUGUCAUUGGUAAGGAUUAGAUCUACAAUGGGAUUAUCUCUUGUUGGAGAGCGCACCAUUUGGGACCAAUUAGAAAAAUUGACAAUAUCUUGAAAGGACUGGAAUCUGGGUGGGCAGCUAUUGGAAACCCAGUCAAUUUCAGGAAGGUAAAAAUCCCCAGUGAUUAUUAUAACAUCGAAAGCAACUUCCGAAAUUAAUUUAAAGAUUUCACAGAGUUAUGAAUCAUCACUGGCUGAAGAGUUUGGGGGAUUGUAGAUACAGCCAAUAAUUGCCUUUCUUUGCGGUUAGAGAAUAACAGAUGCGAAGCAGAAGUUUCCUAUGAGUGAGGAGACGUCCAGGUAAUACGGAGAGUGCUUUAGGUAGGAUUUAAGAUAAAGAAGACAACCGCCCACACGCCUAGUCGUGCGGUCUUGACGGUAAAAAUCGAAGUCACCUAUAAAAAGGGCAGAGUCAGAAAUUGGAGAAUCGGUUCAAGAUUCUGUUACACACAUAAUAUCCGGCGCCAUUUCGAGAGCAAUGGCUCUGAUUUGGUCAUCCUGUUUAUAACAGCGCUGGCAUUCAUUAAUAUAAUAUCCAAUGUGUUCCGAACAGCAAGGUUAUUGUCGACUGUACUUCGACAAAAGUUUGGAGGUGGAUAUGUGAGCUGUGAAUUAAUGAUGCUUGAAGAAUAAGUGCAAGUUAGUCUAGAGUUAUUGGCGUAUGGAGAGUCAGCAAGAGGAGGCUGGGCAUGAGACCUGAAGGAUGUGGGAAUAUAGUUUUCGAGCAUUGGAACGCUAGGGAGUAAGAACAGGAAUAGGCUUGUUGGUAGUUAUUUUGUGGAGGAGGGGACGUCUAGAGGGAAGGCGGGGGCUGGUGGAGAACGGUAGGUAGCUAUAAGAAUGAAGGGGUGGGGCACCACGUCUAGGUUGAAAGUCAAAGGAGUUAGGUUUACUUACCUAAGAGCCGUUGACCCUAAGUGUUGGGAAGCCUGGACUAGGUUGGGGGUUAAAUGACUUAGGGCAAUUCCUUUAUGAAUUAUUUACUGGAUAUAUAAUAGGGCUUUUGUAAGUAACCGGUACGCAGGACAGAGAAUUAUUUGGGGGUAUAAUUGGAGCUGCGAGGUUUGUAAACGAACUGGGCUGUAAAGGCUUGGUAGAUCUAAUAGAAGGCGGCUUACCCCUAAAUGGAAUUGUAUUACCUUUCUUUUGGGUCGGAGUCUGAUUCAUUUUUGGAGUCUCACCGUUCUGACGAUAAGCCACAGGUGACUUAACUGUAGCGCUUGCAGCACCCUGUUGAAAUGGAGAAGUUAUCGGUCUGGGUGAUGUAGACGGAGUUUAAUACGUCCCAGUGGGGCUAUCCGGAGGAUAAGAAACGACAAAUGGGACUGUUGUUGCUGCUAACGUAGGGACAGGCGAAUACGUCUGGUGGCCUGAGUGAGAUGGACAUUUAGGAGUAAGGGGAAGGAGGGAGUCAGAUGUCUCAGGAGUAGGACCAGCUGAAUCCUCAAGGCCACUUGUAAAGUGACCGACUUAGUGAGCAUUAGGCUAAGAAGCACCGGGUUUACGUGAGAAAAUGGACCCGAUUAUUCGUCCAUGGGAGUGAGAUCGUGACAAAGGAAAAAUUUUGCAUUUUCCAGGUAUUCAGAGACAAGCUCUCGAUGGGCAAAUAUUGAGUCGACCUCGAUUGAUGAAGAUAAUUUGACUAAGUUGGGUAGGUUUUUUCUACGUGAUGACAAGCGUUUUACAUUGGUUAUUUUGUGGUUGGAACCACACGAAUACCGGAAAUCAGUCGCAAAAACAACUGGCCUACCAGAUCGAGGAACAUUUUUCAACAAGAAGUUGUAAGCACGCUUUUGUUUAUCACUAGAUUCACUGGUAAUCAGGUGAACAAGUGAGUCAAGACGCCUACAUUCUUGAGAGGGGAUAUCGGAGGAGUUUCCGUCGAAUAAUUUUCCAAGAAUUGAGAGCAGAGGGCCAAACUUUAAUAUAAAAUCAUUGCAGUUCGAAAGUGCAGAUAGAUUAAGCUGGCUAUCGGUUACAACGGGUGACGACUGAGUAGAAAUACCAUCUGACUUACAUUUAGGUGAGCCUUCUGUAUCAAAUUUAGUUAAGUCUUUUGAGUUGGAUUUAGUUAAGUCAUGCUUACGUGCAGAGGCCGAGAGCAUUUGCCGACCAGUGACAUUUACUCUCAGUCAUUGUUGUAUAGUAUGUCAGCAUUAAAGUUAUGCGACUUUAUUGUCUUUGCUGUUCUCGAUGCGGUACAUCGUGUUCAGUCAGUGUUUAUCUAACUGGCGGCCGAGGAUUUAUUCGUAAUUGCCAUUAAAAUAAUCCCGAUGCUGGCGGGGUUUGCGUCCGGGGAGUACUAUCGCGGAGGCCUAAAUGGUAUCCAGCUGUCUCAAACGGAUUUUGCUAUUGGAAGCGCCUCUAGGGUUUGUAUUUCUUAUACUUUUGGUUCAUGAGGCUGCUAAACUUCUAUCGAUAUCCAGCCAUAUCACUUAAUAUAAUGUCCAGAUUACCUGACGUUAAAUAAUCCCAUGGUCAGCUGCUCAGUUUCAUUCGGAAUAUCGACCUGCAGAUGGCAGGUCGGCGAUCCGUUCAGCAGAAGAUACAACAUAUUUUAGUCUCGAGCGCGCUUCGCUGUGUACGCUUCCAGAUAAAAUGUAUUCCAUUAGAUGGCUGUAACACGAGUGAGGCUGAAUCCACAUCGCCUUUCAGGCAUCAGAGUACAUGUGAAGGUGCUGAUCGGGUGAGGAUUGUCUUCCAGGUAGGCUCGGGGAAGCAGAAGGCAAUUUAGCUUGCGACGGUCAGUGAAAUGGCGAUCGAACACUUCAUUCAGGGAAUCAUGGCCAUAGCCGACGCUGACGUUCAGGUCUCCUAGGACAGUUGAUUUAUCUGCCUUAGUCACAGUUGCUGGGAGGGGUGCGGGCCAUCGUAGAACAUUUCACAUCGUUGUUGGCCGUUGACGUGACAUAAGUCCUGCCGAUGGUGUCGACUUUUUUUCCUAGAAGUGACAGUGUCAUGGUCAUGAGACAAUCAUUGACGCUUUUCGACAGGUACGACUGCCGUCUUACAACGUCGUUCCCGAUGACGAAGGCACCACUGACUUCGCGUUGCAAUGCCCUUUGACGUCCGCUCCAAACAAACGUACGCUUGACGCCCAACUCCGCCAGUUUUCCCUACUCAGUGAAGCGGAUCUCAAGCAGAGCCUUAGUGACUGCUUUGUAGUGGACAAGCUCUAACCCGCCCUCCCGCGAGGGAGUAACCAAUGACAUCCCUAAAAAAGCUCGUUUGUCCUCUCAUUCGGGCGCCUAAUCUAAUUAAAGGUCUUGAGUUUGGUUUUGUGGAGAGAAGAUCUGAGCUAAGUGGGACACCGAUGGGAUUGCAUGUCGUCUUAUUCGCAGGGCAUGUGUGCUUGCUGUGGGGCGAGGGCUUUUACAGUAGGAAUUAGGAACUACCAAACGUGAUGAUAAACAAAUGCCGGACACAAUUACGUGGUCUAGCUCACCGCUAAAAAGCCGACAACCUGGGCAUAGUAGUCGCGCUGUGUACGGCUUCGUGGAGUCACAGAUGAGAAAUGGGUGCCAGGACAGAGCGUAGCAGAAACAUUUACGGAUCCACACAUGAAUUAGGCUGGGACUGUCUUCACACUGUCUCAGGCACUUCUUACCCUAUAAUUAUGCCUGCACUAUAUGACCCAAUCAGCUUGGCACAUUCUACAUUUUCUUGCACACUGACAGUGCAUGUGCGACAUGGUAUAUUUGUCAGCGUACUGCUGCACAGCGUCCAUCCGACAGCAUUUACGAACCUUUUAAGACCACUACAAAGUAGAUCCCGUUCACGGCUCUCCGGCACUCAUUCUGGACAAGACAUGAACUAUUAUUUAAAAACGAAAUGGCAUGAGUCAUCCUCUAAAUGAAUAAUUAAAUCCACACCACUUCGAUUACCGUUGUGGUGUUUCUGGGGGUAUUGGCGAGGCAUCAGUGCAACAUCUCGAGUAUAGGAACGACCCAUAGUACGACGCUCCCGAUUUGUCCAUUAUAUAUGGCUCCACACAGGAUGCUAUCUCUGAAGUUCUGGUAGAAUUUGCUUAAACAUAUUCCUUCACCAAUAAAUUCUUAGCAUUUCCGUUAGCUGACUUUCUUAUUUUGAGCCAUGGACAAACAAACAUUAUCAUUUUUUCCAAAGUCUUCCUACCCUUGGUUUAUGCGCCAUUCUCGUGAAAAUUUUAUCAGAAAUCGACAUAAAUAGCUAGACAUGCGAGCAUCUUCUAAGAGAAUGAAAUGUCUUACUGCUGCUGCAAUUUACUUUUCGGGGUGUGUUUUAAUAUAUCAAACGAGGUAAAUAUUUCUGCUCGGGUUAAAUUUUGCAUCCAUUUUUGCGUUGGGGCUCAGUUUCGUCUCCCUUUUAAAGGUUUGGCUGCCUCUUUUUUUGUCAACGUACGUAUUCUUGAUUAAAUCGCCUUAAUCCAUAAAAUCUCCCAUGCUCGGCUUCUAUUGUCAAACCUUGUUUUUGUGCGAUUAUCCUUACUGAAUCUUAUCGGCGACUUUUAACUUAGUUUCGGCGUUCACAUUAUUUUUCGUUCUAAUAACUUCUCAGUAUAUAGAUCUCAAAUUCAUCUUAUUUCCGAUUGGUGUCAUUCUUCCUGUUGCUGAAUCUUUUAUACCAGCGCCGUCGUGGCUCGGAUAACUGGUGCCACCUAGAGGGCAAAUUUUCCUGCUUUCUUUUGCCAGACUUUGACAUCGCCAAGCAUCGUUUGCUUGUCGCUGUUUAGAUCUGAAGAUUUUGUUGCUUUGGACACAAUGACAUUAUCAUGCCUUUUUAUGCUGAUGUCUUUAUACCGCGUUAACUUGUACGUAACCUAAUAUCGCCUAAUUACUUUUGAUGUACUUCCGUUCGCUCUUCUAAACCACUUUUGCUUGUCUGACUGCGUCCAGUGCAGCGAGUGUUUGAGUACGGCCUACCGUUAAUCCCUUUAGUAUUGCUAUUUGCUGCUCGUUAACCGAAGAUGCCCGAUUUUGCUUCGUAUCUUUGAUUGCGCCAGCGAUGGAGGCAUGUCAAUUUUAUGUGAGCAGUCUUUAUUUAAAUUUUCUUUAUGCAUUUUUUUAAUACACUAUCUUUACUUACAAUUUUCCUUCCUAUCUCUGUCCAUUCAUGACGCGUUAGCAAAAUUUAUCAUGCGCAACCACUUUUACCCCAUCUCUAUCCAACUGCGAUGUAAUCUAUUACCAUAGGUAGAGAAACUGGAGCCUAACUUUACGCCUUUUCAACUGCAACCGCGCGGACCCACUCCACCACUUCAGGGUCCUGGUAACGCAUGUCGUAUGCCUACGCCCAUGUCGAUGUCUGGACCUCAGCAUCAACAACUCUCGGCUCAGCAUUCUCAAAUUCAUUCACUUUCUGGCCCAGCUGCCGGUCCCAUGAAUAUCGGUGGUAUGAUGUCCGUAAAUCCAGGGAUGCCUUCAAUGCAAGGCCAGGUCAUGCCACCUCAUGGGGCUGUUCCUGGCCUACAUUAUCCCGGCCACGGCCUCCCUCCCCUUCCUCCUGGCCACGAGCGUGAACACUUAACGUCAAUGCCUAUGUCCAUUCAACAAAUUGGCCCAUCCAUGUUGCAUCAUCAUGGUCUGCCGAUGGGAAUUCCUUCUAUUGCCUCGCAUCAAAUCCCCGGUCCUAUUCCGCAUGGACAUCCGCACCAUCUUCAUCAUCCCCACGGUCCAUUACAGAUGUACGUUCAAUUUUCUUGUUUUUGUAUUGUUAACUUCGUAUUGAAUGGGUGGAUUCCAGGUAGCCUUCCAGAAGAAACAGAGGCGAUUACCGGGAGGUUACUUCUGUUUUGGCGUUUUAUGCAGCGAUUUCAGUCAUCCUUGUUUAGAGAAAAUCGAGUCGUGUGGUCAGCUCUCGUAGGGACGGCUACUUACACGUGAAUAAUUUUAUAAUUAAAGCAGAUUUGCGAAGCAUUGACGCACUCCUCCCCCACAUGCCCCAAAGUCCGACAAAGGCACUCUGACAUGGCGAUCGUCGUCCACUUAGCCCCUCUUUGUACACUGCUUUCUUGGUUGAAUAUCCAUCCAAAGACUAGUUUACAAACCAGGCAACCCAGCUUAUGCCAAGCAUCAUAAUCCCAAGGGGACGCAAUAUCCUGCAUUCCGACUCUAGAUUCGGGCGCCUGCGACUUACGACGGGUCUGAAUUACUAUCAGUAACUGCUGUGAAUGCGAACUGACCCUGAACUCAAGGUGUAAGUGCGCAUCAUAGGCUAAAAUAUGAGAACUUAUUGUUUUAACAAUGCGACGUCCGAAGUUGUUAACAUAAAUCAAAUAUGAUACGGAUAUUGCCAGUUCCCGAGGCGUGCCUAUAUUCAACUUCUGAACUCUUUGAAAUGUCUCAAAACAGCCCAGCGGUGUCACUGAUAAAUCUAUUCGACGAGUCUCUGCUCCUUAGUUGUGUUUUUCGUCUAGGAAGAGAGGACCAAUAACUUCAUCAUCCCGUCUCUAAUAUGUCCAGUACCGGCAAGUACUCUCUUCUUUCCCUCUACAUUUUCGUCAGCAUUAAUCAGCUAUUUGAGGUCGGAUCGUCUUCCAGCUUUACAAUAUUUCAACAAGGAAUACUGCCUUUAUAAGCCACGAAGGACACAUCGGUGUGAAAGCUCACAAAAUUACGCACGUACACAAUAAGUGCAUCAAGCCGAUAUCAUAUGUAGCAAUAAUCUUAUCCGAUCGGUGACGCAAAGACUUGCUAUGAAGUAUGAACACCAGACUGAUACCGUCGCUAUUGGUCGCUAGCGGCGCCAUUGGCAUCCAGGCCCUCAAUGACUGACACACACAUCGAUGACUCACACACAGACCUGGUCGGUCACUUGCAAAUUCACCGCAUCGGAACCGGCGAACCAGUCCCCGGAUCCUCGACAUACACCCGCCACAUGCGCCUCCAUGCAAAUCUGCAGUAAACCACCACAGACGAAACUCCAUCACUACACGUCUUUCCACCAGUCCGUACAGCACACAAGCCUGUUCCACACCACCCACUACAGGCACGGGACAGGCACCUCUCACAUAAGUGGAAGGGGUCUUCUUCGCCCCCUCCGUGUGGCCUUAUGGUAUUUUAAGACAUACAAGACUCGAUCAACCUACCCCUUUUGUGAAAAGUUUAUGUGUUAUGUGAGAGGCCAGGUCGUGCGUGAGGCGCGGGCAGGCAGCUUCAGCUCCAUCAGCCACCGCGCCCGAUCUGGGCCUAAGUUGGUCGACCGACCAGGACAAUCGACUGGUGCAUGAGAAGGAAGAGAGUGUGGUCAAUUUGGGAAAUUCUGUCCCCACGACACUUCAGCGCAUAUUCUUCAUUAUAAACAAUCCGACGCACGUAAAUAUAUCACGAUGCGCUAAGAGCCAUGGCUUGAAAGCUUGCCAACUGACGGGCUAACGCGGUCUUCCUCUCAGGCUGCAAUGGCUCCUUCAUGUGGCCUCUAUGUCACUCCCACCAAGUUGGUAUCCAAGCCCCUCCCUUCCUGUACGAAAACCUGGUCCAUCGCGCGCGGGCCAUGCGUGUGUGGCCCGUGUAGACUGGCUCUUUAACUUUGUUUGCCACUGCGCCCGAUGCCGCCUCCAGUCUUUCUGACCAUAUCAUGACACCGGAGCCAGGAAUGUGAUGGAAAAGGCUGUGCGGUAGAUGUAACGCAAGGUUACUAUCGUUGCAAGCUAAUUCACGCGAAAGUCGCCGUCCCUGCGCUCACAGUGCCAUGGAGCACAUGGUGAACAUUGUCUGUAACGACGGCUGAACUUCUAUUCUUAAGUUCACAAUCGUUACGUUUUGCUUCUCAACGCCGUAUGUUGGCAAUGGUCAGGACUAGACCUUCAAGACGAGCUUUACGCAGUUAUCAAUUGUCCCAUUGUGCGACUUUGUGCUGUUGGCGUGCUGGUAUGGGGUGGCGGCACAUAUAUACAAGACUAUCUCCAAUGUAAGAUGAAAAUCUCUACAGUCGUUCCGACCAUCUUUUUGCGAAUGCUCCGAUAUUACUUAAACUAAGUGCUGCUAAAAGGCACGUAUAAGGAAAUACGAUGCUGAUCGCCCCAAAACUCCUACUACGGGUUCCUUUCUGGCUGUCUUCAACUGAUUUAUCGCACUUAUGCAGGCGUCAGCCAUCCCUGAGACGUUUUACUUUCACGAGAAAUGACUCGAAAUGAAGCGCACCUCCAAGUACCUCAUAGGACUUCAUAGCCGCAAUAUGCGCCAGUACGAGGAUAUAAUGGCUGGUGGAGCAACACGACCAGCUAAUAUUACAUAUGCUGCUGGUCUUUGCGGCGAUCUGAACUUCAGUUACGCGAGUCAUGAGACAGUACAUUCUGCUCGACAUGCCCAAAUCGAAAUUUUGUGUAAAACAGCCCGAUAUCUUGAAAGUCCUUUAACGGACGGUGAUAUGAGAAAGCUGUACUGUAGUUCAAUGGUGAGCCAGUUCCAUAAUUCGCCUGCUUCGCCCCUCAGAAAUAACCAGUCUGCGAUGAUAAGGUUACUUUUAUGCAUCAUUUUGGUAGAGAAGGUGCUCUCUAGUUGGACGUAAUGCACGGCACCAUGCGGUGGAGCCUUAUGGGAAGACGCCCGGCAAUGACUUUCAACGGAAGUCUGCUUGCGGCCUCCUGAUCCAAGUUGAUGAAAGACAAAAAACCGCCUUGUAAGAACCACAGUGACAUACAUGUCCCCAGCAUUACCGUGAAUAAUUUAACAGUCGUCCUUUUCAGUCGCAUUUACUUGCACCGUCAAGCGCAAGCAAAGAAAAUUCAUGCGACUUCCAACGGACCUAGAUGUUCUUUGACCGGCACUUCUCGUUUCGCUAAGCCCCUGUCAACCGUCACUGCUUCCAAUGACUCGGCAUCGUCUGUUUCGUGAAUAUCAUUCCGGAGUUUGGAUCACCAUUGUAAUUUCCUGUGGUCGAUCACGUUUCAUAAUAACAUGCCGUGGAUGCCACUUCGACGGAUUCAGGCCUAUUGUCACAGACCGAGGUGUAAGGUCCGCGUGAAUGACAAAAGUAGUGAUACCUUCGAUAUAACUUCUGACCUCUGUUAGAACUUUGUGAUAGACUGAGUCCCUCACCUGCCUCUAGUAGACCACCGAGCAUUAAAGUAGGCCGUCGUCUGUGCAUUAUGAUUCCAGAAUAUCCUAUUUAUUUUCUCACCAUCGACGUUUUAUGUACGUCGCACUUAAUGCACUGCUGUACUUAACCUCUUCUUGGACAUGAUGACCGGUGCUGGUCUUAGUAACAGGGAUGCGACAUCUGGCAUUUACUGGUGAUGUGAGGCUAAGACUGGUACUGAGAAUGAUGGUAACGUGGAGGGUAAAGGCAGCUACGCUACUGUGAGCUCCUUCUCUGUGUAGUUCAUCAGCUGCAUGCGUGAUUCCAGCCUGAAACUAUCACGGUACGCCAAGUGUCGUUGCUUGGAAGGUUGCCAACUGACGCUCCAGCUCAUUCCUCGCGAUCAGCUCGGUUGUGUGUAUGUGUUGAGAGGCUGAACGGUGGACAGAGGGCCAGGCUGUAAUGGCUCCUUACUGCGACCUCUGGCACGCCCACCUAGUGGGAUCUGAUCCGGGUGUGGCGGCACGCCCAGGGGCGGCUGCGGUCGUGCCAGUCGUCGCCUCUGUUGUUGGUUAAAAUCCUGGUCGUGUUUGCUGUGAACCAGGGAAUGCGGUGGUACGCCUACAUGUAUGUCCGAGCGCUCCAGCCACCUGCGCCCUCUGCGGUUUCCCGUCUCCUUAACCGUUUCGACACCUGGCCCAGGUGAGGAGGGGGAGGGAGGGGAAAGUGCGGUAGAUGCAGCGCAAGUAUAUUGUCACUAUAAAAGGAAUCCCACGCAAGUAACCAUAGCAGCUCAUACUCAGCCGUGAAGCAUACGGUUAACAUCGUCGGCCACGACAGCCGAACUGUCAUGAAUCGGGCUACACUGUUGAUACUGUUUCAUUGCGGAAGUGUGGCGUGCUUUGUCGCAGGUAAACGCAAGGAUGAAUGAAGCUGAUAUGAAAGUAAACUACAAGACGAUCACCUAAGGCCUUGAGAUCGAAUGUGUUUGCGUGCUCACGGCGAGCAAUACAAUUCCUUGCGGAUAACUUCCAGUUUGGUCAAAAUCUACUUAGUGGACAGUAUGGAAGUGCUGUCAGCCAUCGGAUAUGUUAAGUACGUUCGGUCAUUGUCUGUCUUUGUGCAACCUUAGGAACCAGGCGACUUCAACCUGAAGACCAAGCCACAAGUGUGUUCAGCCUUUGCCAAGACAAUCCUGUGUAGAUUCUAGGCAUCGCCCCUGCCCUCAGGAAACACCAACCAGUCGGGGGUAUUCGACUGAUGUUUUCUAAGCGCUGUUCGUCGAAUUCAUCUCUGAUCGCGUCUCCAGCCAACAGCUAUAUAGUUGGCCAAAAACUGAACUUGUCAGUUGAACCCUCUGUCCUCGCCUGUUGAGAUGGCCCGGCCAUGUGUUGCACCCACGUGAAAGCUAAAUCACUCAGAAUGUCAUGUCUGAGCUCGACCCUGGCUGACUGCCGUCUGUGGCGAAUUAAAAUCCGGAUUGGACUUAAUAAAAGCUGCUCUUGAGCGCAUCCAUCUCCCUGCUUUUUCUAGCCUGGAGGGCUGAUCUGCCAACCGACUACUUCACUCGGAAGUCUGUCACUGACCGACUACACACCUUGGCAAUCAGCCGUAGUCGGCGAAUGUCCUUACAAGUAUAACCAAGUAAACUUUGGUUACAGUACUUUAAGGCCUGUCGUGCAUAUGGUAGAUUCCCAAUUUUUCGGCUUGUGAUCUUAUUUAACUAACAAUGCUACACCGUACGUAAUCACGUCAAACCUCGGCAACUUAACUUGUCCCGUUAAGCCCAAACUUUUUGCAUUUUAUGUGGAAUCUUUGAGCUCGAGCGGUUUUACAUUUCGAAUUUUUGCGUUCUCCGUAUUCGGAUAUAAGUGCCGCCAUAAUUUUAGUUAACAAGAAGCCCAUUUCGUGACAUUGAGAUUAUCAAAGGAACAGGGACCUUGUAAAUCGCUAUUCAACCACCGCAAACGGUUUCACGGACGCUCAGUGAGAAGGUUAUGUCACUUAGGUUGGCCUAAAGUCCCCCAUUUCAGUUCACAAACUUUUGGGCCAAUUCUUUGAGAUCGUCAUCAAGUCACCUCGUCAUCGACCAUCUGAUUUCUCCUAUAAUGUGCUGCCUUUAACGCAAGUGACCUAUGCUGACGGAAUCCGUGCUCUGUUCCUUUCCCAAAGCAGAUUAGCUAUAGCAAUGCCUAGAAUAACUUAGACAUACUUAUGAACCGACUAUCGACAAAGUGCCCAUCUCGCGUAGCUAAAGUGUCAAGAGCCCUUUCUGUGCAGGGACCUACCCUGCUGGCAACAAAUUAACGCUUUAUCGCGCCUGUCUGCUGGACUUCUCCGAUGGGCAUGUUUGUCUUUUCCCUUGAAGACAUUAACCAAAUUUCUUCUGUUUCAGGCAUCGACUACCGUCAAUAAUCGGCCAGCCUGAGUAUCGGAUUUUCGAGCUCAACAAGCGCCUUCAGCAGCGAGGAGAUGUAAGUCGAUUGAUUUUUAGUCUACUCCGUUUUAUCCUCUAGGAGAGUGACAGUUUCUGGUGGGAGACAUUUGUCACAGAUUUUUUCGAGGAUGACGCCACCAUGAUAAUAUCUGUGAUGCUUGAGGAUGGUCCGAAACGUUUCAGUAAGUCCUCCUCUCUUCGCGUUCCUCUAUCUACCUUUCUUCCCCUCAGCCGUAGGUCGAACUCUAAUUCCACGCUAUUUUCGGAGCAUAUUUGAAAGUGGCUGCGGCGAGUUGUACUUCAACCUGCGGGCCACUCGUGACUCCUUUCAUAAUCCCAUCCUCACCCUCGACUCAGACUGUGCCAAUAUGGUCAUGAACAUCGUCCGCCCCCUUCCUGUCACCGUGGUGGUGGAGGGGCGUCUCAGCCUGGAUUUCACCGCCGACGAGCUCAUGCGUAUUCGCCUUUGGACCUUCCAGAUUCGGACACAUCGGGAGCUUAUCAUGCGCUCUCUAUUGACUAUUCAGGUAGACAUGUUUGUCUAUUUGCACGCCUGAUCUUUUUUAUGAGUCUCCUUCCCGAACAGGUGGAGCUGUACCAUUUGACCUAGGCAGGGGUCAACCACGUCCGGCGCAUGCGAAAGAAAGGGAUAAAGCAGGGUGAUGCAGGCACGGUGACUUGCGUGUGAAUUAGUUUAUAGUGAAUGUAGAUUUGCGCUGUAUCUACCGCCCCGUCUCCUCCUCGCCCACCUAGACCCGGUGUCAAGACGAAGCCAAGAAAACCGGAGGCGGGGGAGAGUGAGAGCGGAUAGCGCGACCGAGCCAUCACCUUGACGCUCCACUCCACGCCCCCUCGUUCACACAACAAAUGACCAGGAUUUUUACCAACAACAGCAACACCACAGCGGGUCAGAAGGACGAGGAUGACUGGGCAGUCAUGCUCACGGCCUGUAUACCCAGCGGGAGCGCAGGCGCAUCUACCGGCAGGGAACCAGGUGCCGGAGAACUGCCAGCGCAUACUAGGCUGCGGGGGCGACGGUUUGCUGAUGCUGGCAUAGGAGACGCUUAUAUACCUUUAGGCCCAGAAGGGCAACACAUGGCCCUGCACUUGCCUGGACCGUCACCUUUCAAGGCCGGGUGACAAACCAGUCUUCGACUGAGAGGAACUACCCGUAAAGCAUACACGCACACCUCUCACAUGCGUGAGUGUCACAGACCAGUUAAGACGGAAACGUGAUAGCUUGGCUCUCAGCUCACCAGCCCGCCUCUCCACACAAACACGCACAUAGCUGGGCAAACUGCGUAGACUGAGUUGGGGCGUCAGUCGGCAGCCUUCCAAGCCACGGCGCUUAGCUCACCGUGUCUCAAACUCGGAUCACACAUGUAGCAGAGGAGCUGCAUGGAGAAGGGGCCGUGAAGUACGCCUCCCACUUGCGUAGGAAAUGGUGGCAGCCACCCGUCGUCCAUCCGCACGAGGUGGCUGCUCCAGCGCAGUUGCAAUUGUUUUAGCAUGACGUUGAUGCCGAGGAUUCCUGUCCGUUCCAGUACGUCCGUGUCGGCGAUCUAGUCCUGUCACCUCAGCUUCAGUGUCCGUCGAAGACAGCUGAGGUGGAAGCGGUGGCGUAGUAAAUUUGGCAGUCAUCUUGUCUACCAGACUGCGCGAUUUUGAUGAUCGCCCUGGGGCUGGAUUUUCCCUGGAAGUGCCGCCUACGGGCCGUCAUGGCAAACGUUAUUGCACGAUGCAUCCAACUGAAUCAUUAAUGGUAAAUUCUGCCUAGACAACAAGUAAAACCCUAUUGAACAGAGUUUUGCUAUUCUUGAGGCCCCAAGUCCUCACACAGCGAGUCUCUAGUGGCUGGCAGGACAGCCAGCCCAGGGCUCAGUAGUACAACUUUAGGCCACUUAACGCACAAUGACCCAACACCUGGGUUUGAAUCCCAGACCAUCCUGCUCUGGGGUUGGAGAUAGUUGACUGACGACGGCCGUUAAACCAUCGUGGCCAUCGCGAUCUUGUUUGUCUUUGUCGGUACUCUCAUCUGUUUGGCAGGUGUUUCCAUCAUCCCUUCUUAAAUUCCAUUCCUGCAGGACCCUAACCUGUUUGAGCAGAUCUCCAAAAACAUUACGCGUUCCGGUCUGACAGGCCCCACGCUCAGUUUUCUCCGUCUGUGCGUCAUCCUCGAACCGAUGCAGGAGCUUAUGUCCCGGCAAAAAUCCUAUAAUCUGUCUCCUCGGGACUGUCUCAGAGCAACCCUCUUUCAACGCUGGCAGCGCAUGAUGGCCCCUCAGGGCCAGCCACCUAAACCAGGUACGUUCCUGUCUUUUCCUUCCGCCUCCCCUUAUCACUCCCAUGAAUUUCAAUCAUACGAAGGUAUGGGGCCCGCCAAGAAACCCAACGUUAAGGAAAACUUGACUUGAAAAGAUGUUGGGCCGUUUUUUUCAAGUAUUUUUGAUCCGAAGGAGCUUAUCCGAACUGUUGACACGUUCACAGUGGGAAUUCGGCCCGUCAGGGUCUGGUCUCACACCUCUGACCUUUUAACUUUAUCAGGCUCAUUCUGUGGAAAAUAAUCGCUGAAAUAUUGCAGAUGCCAUCACCCCUUUAUACCCGUCUAUUUUUCUUGUCAUCUACCUGCAGUUAAAUAAUUUUAUAAGGACCGUUUCCGAAAACUCAUAGUGUAUAGCAGUCCUAUAGAGGAUUGCAUUUUCCUGAAAACUAAUUUCUUACGCCUGAACUGCUGGUAAUUAUGAAUCUCUUGACGUUUGACUGAAUGCUCGUAUGUGUAAAUAUCCCCAAUCGGAUGGCCUCUGUGCGCCGGAUUGAUUACUGUCCACAAGUUUUAAGAGAUAUUUUCUCUGAAGUGAGGUUUUCAUGAAGAUGUUUCAGUGCACCGUGCACUGACUGUGGAUUUAGAGGUUUAGGGGAUGCAUAAUCGUAGAUUACUUCGAAGGGUUGAUGUAUCCCAUUAAAGAAAGCAGUAAAAUCGAUAUACUAUCCUUCUAAGCACUUAUCUAGAACUCAGGUUCACAAAGGUGAUAAUUUCGCGCUGAUUCGAGAAAGAGAAGCUGCUCAGCCGAACAGAGUCGUCAUGUUGCUGACGUUUCGGAAUACUUUAUCGGCUUUGACAAUGGAAAACCGACUGAAUUCUCCGAAACGUCAGCAACACUACAACUCUGUUUCGAUGAACAGCUUCUCUUACUCAGAUUAUUUAGUAAGAUUUCAGACGCACCAACCGUAAUAACCCUUGCAGCACAACGGAAAGUUUUUGUUAUAAAGGCAUCUGGAACAUAAGAGCAGUCCAAAUAGCCGGUACUGCAUGCGUAAGGUUAUCUCGUAUGUUAAGGAAAAAGUCAACCGGAAAGCAUCAUGAUUUUUGAUGACUAUGUAAUCACGCCCCGUAAUCGCGGUUUCUCUUAACCAUUCUCUUCGUGGUCGUCUUACAGCCCGAAUUUGACUCAUGAGGACUCCUGAAAAUGCUCUUAGUUAAACCUGACUAGACAAGAAUGAGCUGGAGUAGAGAAUGAUUGUGCCACCUCAGGUCCGCCACUGGUUUUCAGUUAAUGCAAUUUCUAUCUAGAUUUCUAAUUCAUCACCAGGAUCCGUCUGGAGUGAACAGUCGAAUAUGGAGGAACCUCGGGCAGUUGCAGUACAUAGAAGUCAGACCACGGCAGUCAUGCGGCUUGUCUAGCCAAUCGAGAGUUUACAUAUGAUUGCCUCUGUACCUGAUGCUCCUACGUUAAUUUCGUCCUCCCGUACGAUGUCCAUAUAACAGUGAUUCUGAAGGACAGCCAGCUUCUGCACGCUUUAACUACCGAGAAGCAUGUUUCCUGACCAUACCCAAGCGACACGGACUGUGUACUGGGUUUGUUUGCAGGAGAUCGAUCCUCUUUGCGCUCCUCAUGAGGCAGUCGUAUGUGUGCGCAUACCGACGGAGUUGACUGUUUGAGCCACGAGAUGUCUGUUUCUUUGUUUGUGUGUGCACAUGUGCCAGCAGGCCUUCAAAACAAGACACGUCAGAUAAUAAAGUUUGCAUGCCAUGGCAUUGGGAAAUCAAGUUUUUCUGACCGUGAUUCAGGAAGGCUGCCUAGUCGGCCUUAAAAGAGGAGCUUGUAAACCUGAGUUGUUUGGUCCGUGGUCAGCAACUGGUGUUGCAGUGGUUUUAAGUCCUGGUCCUUUUGCAUAAAGGUGCAGAAAAUAAUUAGCGAAUCGACAAUUUUGGGUACUGGAGAUUUUAACAACUUCUCACACUUUCGGUUCUAAGAAUUUCCGGUUAAUGAUCGCUGCCGUUUUCUGCCUCUUGGCAGACAGUACCAGUUGUUAAAUUUCAGUGUCUCAUCCUACGACCUCGAAUCUACCUGUCACGGGAACGAAGGCAAAUGUUCCAAUGGGACAGCGUACUCCUGAACUCUUCAGACAAUAGUCAAAGACCCUGAAAUAGUUUUCUUUAGGGUAGAUUUAUAAAAGAGAAUUCACCUCGGUCUUCCACGGUGUUAUUGGCUCGUUUUCGCCUGCUUGACAACAAUGGACCAUUUUAAUUAACGCCCUCGAUGGCUUCUAAAUGAAGUAUUACGUGAGUAGCACAUAUUUUUGCAUUUUUGCCUUUUCCUCUUGCAAAGUACGCACAGUAAGUGAAAAAUGUCCAAAUUAACGAAGUAUCUAAUCACUUUGAAAAGAUUCAAAGUACAUCGUCUGGGAAGUAGAAUUACAUCGACUAAAACAGCACAGACGUAGCAACGCAUAAAACACCGUCGAAGUAAUUCUCAGGUAAUAUUUCCUCCGAAAAUUAACGUAAUAGGCAGUUAUUAAUGUAGUAUGUGAUUAGGUGUUUCAAAGUGGUGUUACGAGAGUUUGGUGCAAGUUCUUUUACAUAUUGCCCGAGACGUGGGCUUCGAUUGAUUACGUGGGUAGAAACGCCACAGAAAUCGAAGUUUUUGAUGAAAUUACAUGCCCGGAAACCAAUUAUGGACUAAACAUGUGAGUAUAAUUAGCAAAUACAGUCAUAAACAUGUGAUUUUUGCGUAUCAGGAUAAUUUUUCCUUCGCAACAUCAGUGUUUUCUGGCGACAGUGAAAUCCUCUGAGUUUCUAGGCUUCCUUUACUAUUUUGCGAUUUUCAGUCGAUCGCCAAAAAUAAAUUCUAUAGCCUUGUUUAUUUAAACCUUCAAACUAAGACGACUCUUGGAAGCAUAUACCCAUACAGGGUGCUCUCGGGUGCUACGCUAGUGCCGCGAUAGACCAUAUUUGCAGACCUAAGUAUCAAAUCUAAUCACAGGAAAUUGGACGUCCGCAAUGAAGGCCUGCCAUGAGUUAGAUUUUGAUCAAAUUUUAAACCUUCUGUUGUACGUUAUUUCUGUGAAAAGUGCUUCCCUAGAGUACUCCGCCGAUGAACGCCCCACGUCCUCCAUUUUUUUUCCAGAGAGAGGGGAUUGGCACAUUUCAUCCUCAUAUGUGCUUUUCUGCUGCACUAUCUGUCAGUCGCGACUAAACAAACCUCAUUUUCUUUUUAUUUUGAACAGCUCAUGUUAUCCCUACCUGUAAGCUCCGUUCUACGAUUAUAGGUGCACUGCAUACUGUGCUAAAGACUUCAUAAAUGGCUAACCCAGCGCCCGUCCUGCUUCAAAAUUAUGUACUAGCGGAAACCAGACCGCACAUAAGGCACCUUACCAUGGAUGUAGUCUUUUUAAGACAGACUGGACUUCCGAAGCAGCGAUCACAACGAAAGUGUCUCGAUCUGCACGUGAGAAAACGUACCCAGGUUACCUCUCUGAGCCAAGGACCUUGGUGAUAACAUUACGUGACCCCUAGCCGACUCUUUUUCAUAAUUUUUCUUCACAUCAAAGAGAAGUGAGGCAGACGUUCACUCUGUGUAACCUUAGUAGACCCCUGCUGGACUUGAGUACGUUUGCCGGAUUAAGUUGCCGAUUUCUUUGUUGGGUUUCACUGUGUAUAUUGCGCACUGCGUGAGUAAAGCCUCCUUGGACAUUUAAUGCAGAAGAGUGAUUUUUUGUCCCGGGCACUCUUUGCAUACUUUUUUCUACAUCUCACUCGUCAGUCCCUUUAAAAAGCCCUCUUUUUAGUUGACUGCUUCUCUGAAGCACAAUAUAUUUUUAUUUUUUACUCAUAGUAUUCAGCUUUUAGCGAGCAGCCCCUAAAUUCCUGCCUGGCCGAGAGCUCGUGCCGUAUCAGUCGCCAGGCUCCGGAAUCAUGCGUAUGCGCCAGUUCCACCUAGCGCAGUUCCCAGUUAAAAUGUUUUGCAGUAAAAGUAUGCUGGCGCUUGUGACUUUUCCGUGGACAGUAAAUACAUUCGAAAGCAAAAAAUUGCUCGGAAUACCGCCUCGUUUGUAACAUCAAACACAGGCACUUUGCCAUGUGGCCAUGCGGCAUAGGGAAAGUGUAAAACAGCAGGACCUUUUUAAAAUUUUAAAAUAAGCCACCCGAGUGCUCGCCGACCUAUUUUUCUAAUUCCUACUCCUGAAAUUCGUCCAGUACUUCGCUGCAUACUGUACGUCCAGCUUUUAUAGAAUGUUUCCUUGUCAGUGAAAACCGUGCUCUCUCGCAUGGGUUAACUGACCAAUGACAAAUGGAUAUCUGACUAUCCCAUUUGCCUGGUAGAUGUUUAAAGCAGAGAACGAGCUCUUUAUAUACAUGCAUAUUAUCCCACGGGUUCACGUAUAUAAUAACUUGUGAUCGAUACAUCGUCAGCAUUCCGCGGACUGGCUGGCGACGAGUGUGUCAGGUUAAGUUUAUUCACAGAAAAAUUCCAGUGCGGGGCGAUAUUGCAGUCGUGAAGGUUGCUCGUUCGAGAUAGCCCACCAGGAUCGGGAACGUUGCGUGCGCCGAUUUCCGUCGUUUUUCUAUAACCGUAUGGCAUGGGUAGUUUGUUUACAGUACUGUGUCCGCAUGGGCUUACUACACGAUUCGUAAUUGCCACUCACAAGAUAGUUUGUUUCCAAACGACAGGCGUUGAACCGAUCGGCGAUCGGGCAGCGCAUCCACUAUUAUGCGGUAGGGAAGUCGGCUAUGGCAAGUCACAAUUUGUUUGAAGCUUAAGUUCUCCGGCAUACGUUUCUUUGUGUAGGCAUGCAUUUUUUAACGACCCUUCGCAAUCUCAUGGCAUAUGACCACUGUUUUUUUAUCCCCCAAACCAUUUUACAAAUAGUCCUACUUUUUAUUUGUCAGAAGCCAUGGAUGGCAACGGAGAAAAAACUUAACUGAGGGAGGGCGAAGACAAAAACUAGUUUUGACAGCACGAUCCUAGGAAGAACGAUCGUAACAGUGAUGAUUUUCAGGCGUCUGUUGGCCUUUCAUCAGGGUUUUUUGGGCUUCAUCCCCUCCUCCUUCCAGCCACUCAAUGCAGAACGUUUUUCUCUAACAUAGCCUCACGCAGGCCACAGGCUGUUUCAUCUAAAUCCUUCGUUUUUGUACAACUUUAGAGCCAAAUCGACAAGCUAACAAGCGCCGAAAACGCAAGGGCUCCUCGGCAAAUUCUGAAGGCGGCGCCGGCGGAAGUCGUGCCUCCAAGCGCAAGCAGUCACCCCUUCCUAUACCACAGCCUAGUCUGGCCCAACCCGGAGUAAGUGAGCCGCAUUGCUCCACACUCUUCCCCUCAAUUUCAACCUUCGCCAAGGGGUCAGAGUAGGGCAGUAAAGACCUGACUGGGAAUUAACAAGAUGUCUGCUACCGAGGUGGGCAAAGGUUAAUCCGCCCAGUCAAUACGUUACUCGAUAGACUGUGCACUGUUAGUGCCGUUCUCAAAAAGAGUUCUAACAAACACUUGAGUGACUCAAAUUCGCCGCCAUCGGGCUCUUGGAUACGUGCAUUCCUGCUCAAGGACCCAUCUGGACUUUUGACUUUUCCUGCUUCUGCCUUGUAAACGUCCCUGUAGUGGACGCUCAUACAAACAACUUGAGGACAUCUACCAAUGAAAUCAAUUGAAAGCCACCUAGUUAGUCAUAAAAAGGCCAUGGUAUGUAAGGGAGAUCUUGCUUAUCAAGAAGUAAUUGAACGAGGAGAGGUAGGCCGCCCCUACUGGACCCACUGCGUGUCGUGGGGAAAUACCGGUCCUGGCGAGCCAAGGCACACACCGUGCUCGCGUGCGCGCGAUGACGUUUCGGGGGAGGGUGCACUGGCAAGUCGACGAGAGGAGCAAAGUGGUCGGCCACUAUUUCUUUGAAACGCCGUUCUAAACGCGGAAAGCACUUUUUUGCACACCGCGUCGUGCUUGAUGGUGAACACUAUUCCAGCAAUAAGUCUUCCCUGUCUCUAGCCCGCUUGUAGAAUACAAAAUGUCCUGUGUUGCGAAUAAAUUACGCCAAGCCGUUGAAACCCUCAGGUACCUCUUUCCAUUUCAGUUCGUAGUGGUUUAAAAGGAAAAUGUUGCCCUUAGCAGCCCUGGCGUUAAGAAGAUGAAGGGUUGUGCCUAGUUCGCAUACGGUAUGGGCAGCGUAAUUACUUUUGCAGUAUAAGUUGCUCUUAGGCCGCGGGUAAGCAGGAUUGUUAAAAAUUCGGGCUUUUAAAAGAAACCCGUUGAAAGCCUUGUGAAUAAUUCACACAGUAACUGAUGAAAAUUCUUUUUAUGCCGCCAAUCACAUUAUAUGGCCACGAGGUCGACCUCGAAGUCAAUCCCAAAUUCGUUGUGCCAAAAUGUCACUUCCAACGAAUGAAUUACCCGAAUGCCAUUAAUUGCCCUAACGAGCACAACAUCACUGAUACCAUCGGAGUUCUCAUCUAAUCAAAUUCCCGAAUACCCUGAAGGCUUUCUGAACACCAGGAGUCACAAGAAAACCCAACGAUAACUGAAUCGGCAUGCCUUUCACACCUGUCCUCAAAACGGGCCACGCAGUAGAUGCACCGAACCAACACGGUGACUAGGUCGGAGUCCGGCAAGCGUUAUUAGGAGUGCGCGCCCCAUAACAAAUGCCAACAAUGGGAGGGGGGCGUGAGAGCAGGGCCACGUGCUGACCCAUACCGCGCCAAUUGGGGUCUAAGUCGCCUCUCCCUUUUUCUUGUAUAAAAUCCUGGUUAGUGGACCACGGGGUGCAGUAGUACGCGUUAGUGCGGAUUUACGCCGUGCCAGCCGCCUGCGUCCUCUCCCGCCUUCGCUGGCUCUGUUUUAACGCCGGAUCCAGGUGGUGGAGGAGAGUGCUGUAGAUGCUGCUCAAGUCUACUACCACUGUAAACUAAUUCACGCGCAAGUCACCGUCCAUUGGAGGUAUUUGGGUCUGAUAUUUGUCUCCACACUUCUUAUGGAGUAGUCCUUUGGGAUCCGCAUCCAGUCUUGGUUAUUGCCAAAAUGGCUUCACUUCAGCCGUCAUCAUAAAGCCUCAUCCAUAAAGUACAGCUCAUCCCCAGUCGGAAUAAUAAGGGGAUCUGGUUGACAAAGUUGAGAAAUCCGGGGUGAUAAUGUGGGAGAGAGGUACACCGGAACUGAUUUAUUGCACCGCUGACGUUUCGGAGAGCUUGUUCGGCUCGGCAAGCCAUUUGAAUUUCUUUUCGAUUUUGCGCGUCUAACGUCUAGAUGGCGGUGAGCCGACCAAUUUCCAAAAUGUUAAUAGAGCAAUAAAUCUGUCUCGGCGAAUCCUUUCUCCCUCCCAAAGUAACAGUAUUACUUCCAUUUUCUCACUUAUGACGUGGUUAGAACUGGAGUUAAAAUAUCGCUAUUUUUGGUUUGUUGUAGAGGGUAUUGGUAAAGCAGUAAUCGUUGAAACGUUUGAUAAAGUAGCCCAAGACAGGAUGUUCACUGUCUAAUUAAUUCACAAGUUUUCCAGCGUCCCCGAGUGAGGUAAUGCAUAUUAAAGUUUUCUACGCGACGUUCUUUCACCAGAACAUUGUACUGUCAACCUUUAUGAGUUGGGAAAGCAAAUCCAAAUGUUUCAUAUCCAGUAAGUCCUUGUGGGAUGAAUCCUGUCCUUUCCUCGUGUGUUGUUCCAUCUUUGUGUCGCCUCCGACAAGGGGUGGUUGCCGGCUUGGUUACCGAUACAUUGGGCAAUUGGGAUACUAAGUCAACAUGUGACGUAGUUCCAUCUUUCGAAGCAGAUACCUUUCACAGUCGCUGUAGGAAGAGAUUUCGGUUAGAAAUGUUCUUAUCCAAAUGGACUUAAGACUGCCCAGUAGCCCUUAUUCAUUCGCUUUCCAUCUCACAGCGCCUUUUCGAACGCAUCUCUCGCCCUUUUGUCUCUGGCAUGGACCUUGACUACUACGACAGUUUUCAUAUAGUGCCCCGCCUCUACAGCGUGAACUCUACAUACUAUUACUUUUUCACGCACCCCCUCCCCCAACACCUGUACAGGAUGUCAUGAUCGUGGGUGAGCCUACUCUGAUGGGCGGCGAUUUUGGCGAGGACGAUGAGCGUCUGAUCACACGCCUGGAAAACACUCAGUACGACGCAGCAGCAGCCGCGGCCGCCGCCGCAGCAGUCCAGCAACAGCAAAUGGUCAUGAUUGGCGGCAAUGGCGGGGGUCCAUUACCCCCAUCCUUUAGCGGCGGUGGCGGAGGAGGAGGAGGCCGAACUGGUGGCGGUGGGAGUUUCCCGCCUGGUGGAUUCGGCCCCAGUCCGUCUUCGGCCCCACCACAACAGCAGCCCCUUUCCUCUUCCUCCGCUCUGGGUCCAAUGCUCUCCUCUCCCGGCGGCGGCGCUGGCCCUAUGCCGCCCAUGCCCAGCCAAUCACCCGGUGGUGGUGGUAGUGGCAUGAUGUAUAGCCACCACUCCCAUCCACCAUACAGUGCCCCCAACAAUUUCUGCUCUCCUGGGGGCCAGCUUCAUCCACCGAUCUCCGCCACACCGCCAGGGCAGCAGCAGCAACAGCAGCAGUCGCAGAUGGCUCUGAAACAGUCACCAAACGUGGUGUCAGGUAUGGGCCCAUUCAGUGCCGGUGGUGGAAGUCAUCCGAAUUCCGUCUCUGGUUCUGUGCCUCCCUACAUGAUGGGUCCCGGCUCCUCGAUGAUGCCCACGCAGCCGCAUGGAAUGCCUUCUAGUGCCCCACCCACCCAAACUGCACAUUCUAGGAUCCUCUCGCCGACGCCGACAAAUUCCUGUACGUGGCCUUCAUCAUAAAAUCCCUUGAGGCCUACUUUUUUAGAGAUAAAUCUGCCAACCAUUUUAUACAGGAGGCAGUCACGAUCGGUUGAGUGCCUUUAGCUUGCGGAUGUUGUAUGAGCUACGGGCCACGUUUUUAUCACGUUUUUAACGAUUGGCCUGAUUUCCUUUAGAUAUGAUUUUGAGUUUCUUCUGAGCAUCUUAUUAUUGAAAUUUCUUCUUCUCACUUCGGAUUUCUGAGUCAGUUUGGGCCGCGCCCACAAGUCUUCCAUUGUUGUAGCUCUAAACCAGUUUCCACAUUUUCUUUACUAAACUACAUUUAUGUAGGUCAUCACCCUAUGGUCCUGCUUAUUUCCAUUUUUUAUUUCGCUGUUCAGAAAAUUCAAAGUUCCCGAAACAAGCCACACAAACUUGGUUACUUAUAUCAAUCUUAGUAAGUAUUUCAUAUUACCUAAACACAUUUACCAACUAAUGCAAUUCCAUUUAGGCCGUGAACUUACAUUAUUUUGGCGAUCUCACCCUAAGGAGUAGACAGCAGUUGCGAGUGUUUUAUGGACUUGGAUUGCAAUACUGCGUUGAUUUUAUGUUGCUUUCCUCAUAAAUAACCCUCUGCUAACUAAUAACCCUCCACAAGGCCGGUUGAUUUGAUAAGCGAGGCUUUGAGUGUGCGAUGGCUACUACAUGUAAAAAAAUGGCAACAAAUCUAUCCCUCUCGUGCUAUUGUCCCAAACUUAUGUCCUUGUCGUUUUGUAAUUGCUGAAGAUAUUCGGGCUUUUAGACAGUCUUCUGUGUUUGCCCUUCCCAUGACUUCUGCGAUCUUCCUUCCUUUCCACUUUGCCUCUUCUGGUCUCGCCCCCAACCCAAUUUGAUAGUAAUGCUUCCCUUACUUGCUGGCUGUGACCCGCUCAAAAAAUUUAAUUUAAAAGAACGAAGAUUACUGCUUUUAACAAGCCCAUCAUCUGUUCUUGUGUUCUUCAGCCAACAGCGCAGUGUUUGCGCCACCCAGUCUGCCCUGCCCAGAGUCCAAUAUGGGAAUGAGCAGCCAGCCACCGCGUUCCAGUAGCGCAUCUUCAGUUUUAGGGUCCGGUGUGCCAACUGUUAAAACGGAAUCCUGCCAAUCUCCCGUCGUCGGAGCCGGUUCCGGCUUUCCAAUGCCCCUCGGAGGUGCCACUGAGGGAAUGACCCCACCGCCACCACUGCCACCGCCCCCGUUAUCGGCCUCUUCCAACACCGGCAUGCCGCCUAGCAACGGACUUGGGGGAAGCAUGACGCCAGGCUCUGUCAACAACAACGCGGUGGCCUUCCCCCCUCAAAAAAGUCCUGCCCUGAACAGUCCCAACGGCAGUUUCGCCGCUAGCACCCCAUUCCAGUCCCCACCACUGGCUGCCUACGCAUCUCAGUCUGGUGCAGGAGGUGGAGGUGGUGGUGCCUUUGGCCAGAUGUCGCCCUCCCCAAUGAUGCCGAAACCUGCCCAUGGACCUCGUACCGGCAGUGGACCUAAUUCCCAUCCCGUACUGGACGGUAAUUAUCUCCUUUGCAUUAUCCUCUAUGUGUUCAUUUGUUAAUUUUAGUGGUGUGUAAAUCACGUCGUGGCCCUGAUGCACGAUUUUCGCUUCUUUCACUCUUUAGAAGCUAUCUGGGCUUCCUGACAAUGUCUUAUCAGUCUAGACAGCGUUUAUACUUGUUGUAGUGGACUCAUCUUAAUCGUAUCACAUAAUAGUCAAAGUUGAUAUGCUAUUCAUCGCUGCAGCUGCUUGGUCGAUCUUACUAUCAUGCUAAAUGCGGCUAUCCAAUCAAAAUAGGCAUUGGUUGCACUCUAUAAAAAUUACUCCGUCUCCGGUUCCAAGUGUUCAAUGAAGCUCGGAAACAGAAGUAUCGAUACAAUAACAUCGAGGACUUUAAGGGCGCUGUCCUAGCAUGUCGUCCUGCAGUCAUAGUUGAUUUCGCUAGUUCUUAGCUCCCCCAACGCGAUCACACAUCCCCCGCGGUCUCCCGCAAGGUUCGUAGCGGUGUCCAUUAAUCUUCUUAACAAUCGCCUCCAGUUCAUCAAAGGCCUCCAGACCUCGGCAAAUUAUGUCUUUGCUCACCACUGUUUACUCCUUAUGUGAAUUUAUGCUUGAGAACCGUGAUGGGCUCUGGUGGUCGACGGAACCUGGGACGAGAUCUUACGUUAGUUGUCGUGCUGCUCAACAGCAUGUGGUCGUUAAAGGAGUUCAAGUUUUUACAUACUUAGGCCUCAACUUCCGAGUGGUAAGCCGUUGUUCACACUAACCAACCCUUUGAACGGACGCGGUUUUAACCUUCGACUAAAUCUUUGCGUCUGUAAUGUAGUUGUUCUCAGAUCGAAAACUUUAUGUCUGGUAGAAGGACGCUCACCGUUCGUUUUAUGGAACGCGAUCGUCCCAUUGUGCCUUGGGGCACUCUUUCGGGCCCAACCAGCAGCCGCACAGCAGCGCCCUAGCGUCCUACACUUCGGCGUUGGAUAUGAUUGGCUGACGACGGAUAAUAAGCCGGAAAUGGCCAUUCCAGUCUCCCCUUUGCUAUUCAGCCUUACGUCUGUUGAAAAAAAAUUGCCGCAGAUCUAAGCGUUGUUCGUUCGUGUCUGUCUCUACCGUCAAUUUUCCAACGCGACAGCCCAGUUAAAAUGCACGUAACUGCUGAGUGAAGCUCUUUACGUCACGUGCGUCUCACUGGCUCAAGAUGCGUACGUCUCAUUUCAGGCCGAUGACAACGGAGACCCUUGAAACUCCCACUUCUGUAUAAGUGGUGUUGCCCGCGGAGACAGAAUCAUCGACCCUCAGUCAAUUGUAAUUUGUUGAACGAGUCACUAUCAGCGCAACGUUGCACUCAUUCCUAUAAGAAUGUUAUAGACGAGUGCAAAGGCGACUCAACGGUGCGCUUCAGGCUUUCUUUCCAGAGUCCGCGUUCUAACACCAGGCCGAAGAGAUCUAAAAUUUUAAGCAUGUCAGAUGGUAAGCGAUCGCCGUUCAUGUCAAGCGUUUGACCACUCAAACUACUGACCCAUAUCCUGUCUGCCGCGAUUCAGACUGUUCAAAGUCACACAGGAUGGAAUAUGGACGGCCAUUUUGACUUCGUCCCGGGCCCUUAUAGGUGGUCGGGUAGCAUCAAGUUGUCCGUGACUUAACGUGCAUUGUCUAUUAUUUUUAUCAAUAUUCCCCUUACACUGUGGUUUUCUUGUCGUUGUUCGACCGCCUGGGGCAACUGCAGACCGAAAUGGCCUAGAAUCUAUAAUUAGGAUAGAUCGGUGUAUUUCUGUCGAGCGUGAUUUACAGUUUGACCGCAGUCACCAUGCUGAAGUGGAUUAUGUGGGUUUAAUUCUAAAUUUGUGUUUAAGGCCUUGAUGCUAAGCAGUGGCGUGUGCGUCAGAUUUUACCCGAACUUCCACUCUUGUUCGGAAAUUGACUUUGUCUUGGUUAGGUGCGACGCAGGAAGCUUUGUAGGUAGUUUGCCACUAACUGACUGUGCAUUGCAGAUGCAUGUGCACUUUUUUGUGCCAGCGUCUUUAAAACGACACCACUUUUGACUUUCCGCAACUCUUAUAGUCAUUUAUGAUCGAAGUAUGCUAUUCAAGUUUUGUUUAAACAAAUUUGCAUAACAGCCAAUAUUCGCGUUUCUUCCCCAAAUUCCCGAGCAGCCUCAUUUAAAUGUAUGAUUACUUUUGUAAAUUGCAGUGCUCUAGUCAUAGCUGCUUAGUUGGGUUUCAUUUGUAACUUUUUUCGCUAAAAAAUACUCGGACUACCCCUGCUGUUCUCUUCUAUGGCAACGAUAAGGUGAAGGACCCCACUUACCUGUCUGCAGACUAGAUCGUGUCAGGCAGUAAUGGUGGUAAGGUGGGUUUUACGGGUGGGGCAGCACUCCAGACAGUAAUUUAAUGAAGAGAAAACACGGAAAUUGUUUGGAUCUCUGUCGAAAGCCGUAUCAUACGCUUUCCUGUGGCAACGGCAAUAAGCCUCUUAAUUAAAAAAUAGACAAAAGGCGAAUUUUCAAAAAAUGACGGAGUUUGAGUAAUGGUUUGAGGUCAGGGGAAGAAAUUGUUGUUGGCAGUCUCAUGUUGGCAACGGCCUGCAAAUGGAUGUCGAUAUAAAACCCCAUAUGACACGAUCCGCAGUUCACUAAAAGUUAAGUAGAGUCCUUCAAUCUACCGUUGCCUCAGCCGAUUUACGUUGCCCAACAUUCUAUUAUUCCUUCGAAUAAAAACACUAUUCUUAAAAGGUAAGCCAAAAUGGAAUAACAACCGACUGGUCUUCGACAUUUUCGAUCCUUACACCCAUCGGUUCCAAGCUUCAUUGCGUUUGAUGUUCCGACCUAUACACUCCUGGCUGGCUGACCCGUAUACUUUUAACGUUUAACUAUUCUACAGACCCUGCAUAAGGUGCAGCGUCAUGGGGAAAUACGAUUAUAUGGAGACACACUUCGUUCGUUUCCGUCCACUCAUUCUCAGCGCGUGGAAGAGGAAAUUAUUUUCUUCAAGGGGCUUGUUGUGAGACGUCGUUCGACGAGCCGUUGUGUCGCAAUCUGCCCUGAGCAGGCGCAUAUGACCUCUAUCACUCGCUUAUUCGAAUUUCACACUUCGUUCCCUCGUUAUGUUCCUAUAAGGCGUGCAACGUAAACCUAGUUACUCAGUCUUGGACGCCCAUUUAACCAUACUGAUCGAAAUGACGAAUCUAACCAUGGUUCACCCUCCUUCACUCUUUUGAACCCGGUUCCUGAUCUGAAGGUUCUGGACCCUCCUCCGUCAGUCGGCCAGAUAGCCGUUCUGAGACCGGAAGACCUACCAGCGCCGGCCCUAAUGGUUUCCUCAGUCUGCCACCCGUCAGUAGUGAUCUAACGGCUGCGGUCCCCUCCAAGCAGAUCAGUGGUGCCCAAUCAGUCUCCAAUGGAAAUAUGAUAAUGCACGGUUAGUUUUGCCUCUGCCUCUCUCCGCCGUUAUCGGCCACUUUUAUACGCCCUCCGCGCCCCUUCAGCACACCCCGUCGUUUUUUUCGGUGGACUAGGCACAGCUUAGGAUCUUUAGAAAGCCAUGCUCGGAAAUUCCCGCAGUUACUGGGCAAACGUCUGACAUGCGGGCACUAAUCGCCGACGGCUACUCAUGACUUCUGCUGGCGUUUUGUCAGCUACUUUUUUCUAUUGCUGGUAUUCCACACCUCUAUAGUUGCCAUUCAGCGUACUCCUGUAAUCAAGGUUUUGUCAGAGGUAGACCAAUUCUUUAUCUGACCGUGUUGGACCUAUUCGGAUUAGGAAGUACAUCGCUUUCAUUUUGUAGUACUCACUGCACUCCUUGGAUUUCGGCUAAUUCCUUGCCCCACCACAUAAAAAAGUAUUUAAUAUAAUUCGAUCAUCUUUAAAGAUGAUCACCGUCGCCUCAAAACCAUCCCUGGGGUGAAGUACGCUGAAGUCACCUCAAAUAAGACGGUCGGAGCUCGCUACGCAGCCAUUCACGCAAGCACAUCUCAGACCAUCCAAGAAAGACGACUGGGGUGGUUUAGACACCUGCGCCUUCCACCUCAUAAAUUCAGUGUUGCUGUCCGCGAUACUUUGUCGUUACCUACCUAGAGGCGCCCGAGAGAUCCGGGGUAUGUAAGACUGUACUUCCUCAAGUUGACGGCCAUUAAUUCCACAGAGUGCCUUCUGGCCAGGGAUGCCGCUCGAAAACACGGGACUUUCCAGCGUUUACGCAUUAACUGACGUAUUUACCGACUUUGUUCACCCGCGACGCCACAAUUUGUAGGUUACCACUGGUCGAGGCAUGGCAUCGUCAGUGCACUCGAGAUUAGUCGGCUGGCUCACAGGUGCAAAUUUGCCAUUCUCAAUGCCGCGUAGGGCUCUUCCUAGAAUCUAGUCAAUGGCGUAGUUGGAUAGAAUAGGCAAAAAAUACGACCCUGUCGAACCCCAGAUCGAAUAUCCAACGGUUGGGAGAGAUUGUUUUGAACAAAAUUCGUGCUGUGAUGGAGUGAGACCAGGCGCUGAUCAUAUCAAUUACUUUUGCCUGCGUACCGUUUAGUUGCAUUAUCCGUCAUACGGACCCACGAUAGGCGGGAUCAGACGCUGCGGCGAAGUCAACGAAGCAGACAACCGUCAGUUACUGGUAGCCGUAAUAGAAUUCAAAAAUGCGUCACAAUGUAAAUAUAUGAUUAGCAUUGCUGUAAACCCAGCUUGUUUGGGUCUCGUCCUCGAGUCAAGUCCACUCUGAUAUCACCUCGGAGUAACGGCAACGAAGACGUUUGCAGCAACGUCGAUGAGGUUUAUUUUGCAGUAGUUUUCGCACUUUGACUUCCCUCCGUCCUUAAAGACGGACGCAGGGAUACCCAAGCCCCGAUCAUCAAGAACGAACUCAUCUACCCCACGCUUGCUCACUCAUCUCAUGGAGUCAGGACGCCAGAGUUAACACAGGACAUGUGGAUUUCGGCGGGAUACCGUUCUCUUCCGGGCCUUUUGCGGUCAACUUAUUGCAUCAGCGAUCUACCCCUAAGAGGGAGCCACAUGGUAGGCUGGUCGUCGAAACUAAGAAGGUGCUUAAAGUACUGAAGGCGACGCUCAGCCUUGGCCGAGGUGUCAGCCACAAAGCCGCUAGGUACACCGCGAACGGUCGCUUAAUUGGUAGAGUUUUCAAGUGCCACCGACGUUUGAGACCUGCUCCGUUAGCGAAUUUAUUUCAGUCCAAGAGUUUUUGCGGUCACUUUUUUGCCGAAUUUGCCGUUAUUUUGGAGUUGGCGGAAUGACUCACUGUUGCGGGACCUUGCUCGAGCCAUCUGGGCAGGCAUCUAAAGUGGUCUUCCGCAUAUCUAGUCACUGGGGUCCCGCUCUAUUAAUCUAAGAAUUUGCUCAACCGUUUAGCAGACUGCUGACGUCAACAAUGACCAUAUAGUACUACCCUCUCCUCCGACUGUGCUGCUUCGUCGUGUUUUUGUAACAUCAAGAAGUCUUGCACGUGACAAUUUUGGUGCGAAUGAUGGAUGAACUUUUUGGCUUGUGCUACCGAGCAUAUGGUGUAACCUAUGGGUGUCGCCAGGUUUGGUACCGCGCAUCGAUUUGUAAUCACGAACCCAUUCAGGAAACCUUGAACUGACUACAAUGUAGUCAAUCUGUUUAACCGUAGGGCCAUCGUUUGAGUACCAGCCCAGCUGAUGUUUGAUUCAGUACUGGAAGUACGUACUGGUGACAGCCAGUCGGUUUCGGUCGGUAAAAUUCAAAAUCCACUCGCCAUUUUCACAUCGCAAUCUAAACUCGAAGCGACCAAUGAAGUGACCGAAAAGUCGCCGAGCUCCGGUCCGAGGCAACAGUCAGAGCACGACGAGGACGUUUUUCAACUAACUUUUUCAGCUGAGAAUAGACGGUUCCUUUAUCGUGCUGUUCGACAGCUGGCGUUGGUGAGUACUCAGAGAUGCUCGUAAAAAGUGACCCUUCACAUUCGCGCAAGUAGUUCACAGCUUGCUUGUUGCCAGAAGCAAUCAUCACGCGUUGUGUAUUAGAAGAGUGGCGCGCCAUCUAUGAUUUCCACAUGACCUACAUCUCAGCACAUUUUGAGGAGCAUGACGAGCGGCAGCCACAACAUCCUCGCCAGUUUUCCUCCUUUUUUUCUAAUGUAUUCGUGUAAAAUCCAACCCCUCUUGCUUCCCUAAUCCCCUUACAAAGGUGAUGUUGUCCCAGUUCCAGUUGCCGGAGGAGUUCGUAUCGAUUCGCGGCAGUAAGAGCAACCUCCUUCCAACAGUGAACUUCUUUCUUCUCCCCACUCUCUCCCCUCUUCUAAUUUGCCGGUAUGAUAAAGACUUUAUACAGUGCCGAAAGCCACCGCGGCUGAAAGUUUGCUUGUUGCGUGCACGAUUAUCGCUCUUCGUUUCAUGUCCCGCCUCCUUCUGCGCCCCUGCCCACAACUCCGACAGCUACCUGCUCGCCUGCUUAUUUUUCUUCCUGUUUUCUCGGCCGCAUGUCUACUCUUUGUUGCCAUAACUGCAUGCUUUUAGCCAGUAAUUGUACCAUGAGAGUUUUAAAUUGAUUUCAGGUCUGCAUGCGUCCAGGGAAAUGCCGACGGUUAAAAGGCUCGUCGAAAACCUCGUGUGUCUGUCGGCUCUUUUUUAUUUAUCUGUGAUGAUGGUUGUGCUGGUGAUGACGACGAUAAUAAUAAUGUCUGCAGACCGAUCCCUCUCGCCUGUCAGGUCUUUAAGAUAUGCGCGGUGUCAUGUUGAAGAGCUCCCUACCGCUAGGACCUCCGUGAAAUCACACUGGAGGAUCUUGAGUUACAUCCAGGGAUUCGAUUAUGUAGCUACCAGCCGUGCCUACCGAACAGGAGGCCGGUAAAUGAGCACAGAUGUUUACAGGGUGUUGCCUCUUAGGUAAACAGCGUUGAUCGUUCGUCAGGCCAUUUUAUCCUUUGCCCUUUUAUAUUAAGCUCGUCCCCUGCAAGCGGCGGGGCCAACACUGUCUAGAAGACGAUGCCGUGGCGACUUGCACAUGAACUUAUUGAUAGUGAAUUAGCUUUGCUUUCCAUCUACCUCACUUCUCAUUCUGCCCACCUACGCCAAACAAUGAGCCCGGACCUUCUUGGUCCUUCACAGCGCCAUUGUCUGACGCAUGUGCUUCCACGUAAUUGAGGACGACGACGACGGAGUAGACCGUACUUCUAUCGACUGAACUCUGUGCUCCAGGUGAUUACUGGCAUGUCUGUUGGGAUCGGAUUUCGGAGAUCUAUCGUGCCACGGGAGUCGUCGGAUGCCAGGUUCUCCAUCAAGUAUUUGAACUCAGUGUGAGCCCAGUGGGAUGGAAGGGGAAGGACAACGCAGUCUCGGAUUAAAAGUCGUUGCGCGUAGUGGCCAGUGACAAUACGUUCGCCUCCAGCGUCUUGCACGAUUUCUCAGCAAUAUCCUGGCGACGAGUAAUUAGAUAAACUUGUCUGCGUAAAUCCGUCUGGUCCAUACUUAUUGCUACCUCUUGGAAAUCAGAUUACUCUAUCGAGACUGCGCUGAUGUUGGUGUUGUUUGGUGGAAAGCAAUCUCUCUGUGGAGGCAGUUAAGAUAGACGCCGAGCAGGUGAGACAGAUCCCGCAGUUGGCUUGCGGUAGACAACGUCUUGGUACAAUAAACAGAACGGAAGUGCGCGUCGAUCUAAGUUGCGACGCCGCUUCGUCUGACGCCUUAUCACAGUAUAAAGAAGACUGGGCGCCGUAUGCACAGGUGCCCCGUUUAAACCAGUUUUAAGGUGGAAACUUGUCAGCCAACCGCAGUUAAUGUGAUUAAAAGAAUAAAAGCAAAAAUCGCGUCAUGUCCGUUCGUUUAAUCGAUCUUAUAGUUUCCAAUUUUUAUGAUGCCUCAAGUCUUCUAUGUUUGGUGUCAUGUUGCAAAAUGCGUACUCACCCGAAGCUGUUGUAUCUCAGCCCCAAAACCCACAUGUUUCUUCUCUGUUCGCUACUGAUCUGCCGUUUUAGAGGGUCGUGCAUCCACUAAGUUAGGGUUGUAUCAGGACUCUGUGCUGAUCACUUUUGCGUCUUUCCAGUCAUUCUUGGUGGUACUGUCUUCAGUGCUUUUAUUGCUGUUCACUGAGAAUCACUUUGGAUUUCAUAAUAUGCUCACAACGCGCCAGUUUGAGAUUUAUUUCCCUCCACCCGUCAGUUAAGCAUGUUUUCAAGCUGGAUUUGUUUUGACUGGAGCACCGGCUCUAACGGAUACGCUUGUUAGACGUCUGACUUUCCAAAGUGUUCUUUUGGCUCCGAGACGGGUGGAUUCAGUGCACGACCCAUGGUAUAAUGCCCCUAGUUUAACAGCGUCACUUUGCAUGUACAGCAGAUCGUCAAUGCUAGCGGCGAAUUGACAAUUGUGGCCCGGGUUUACUUGAAAAUUUCUUGCCAUCGGAGUCGGAUGGCGGGUCGAGAAGAGAGGACGAAGGAGAAGGGCGGGGAAGGAAGGGUGUCUUACAGAGCCCUAUUCGGAGAUGGGCUUUUUGCAUUCCUUCUGAAAUCAAUUUAAUUGUCCGGGAUUGUGACGGACGACGAAUGGGACCGUAACUGUUGGUAGGCUACAUUAAACACCGUUUUAGCUUGUGACAUUACGAUGCGCCAGACCAUCACCGAACCACAAGAGCCGGUCUCUCACCUAGCCUCCGCCCGAACCCUUUACACUCGCCGCCUUUUGACGCGUCGGACUGCUAGGCUCUCAGACCUCGUUUUCGUAGAUUUCCUGUGGUCUCGGAAUGAGGAGUCGAAAUGGCUCUUUGAAACGUCUGUCGUCCUGUGAGCAUCCUAGCGAACUCUUCAUCCGCUGUUACCCCUGAAGGCGAUUUUAACUACUGGUGAAAUUGUUUUUGGCAACAUGGUUUUUUACUAUCGCUAACUACUUUUUCCCAUUUUUGCCACCUAUGAGUUGCUUAAGUUAGUGUGUAUAGACUGGGGAACAGGUAGUUGCGCUUAGGUUCAUCCUCCAUUUCUUUACUCCUGGCUUUUAGAUCGUUUCUUCUAAUACGCACUUUCCUUGUGAUUGGGAAUGGGCGUAUGCCAGGGACGUGUAAUGCCAAUGUUGGGACGCCAUUUCAGUGGCUGAUUUUGUUCCUGCUGCCAAAUGCUCUCCGUAGCUCCUUUCCAUUUGCCUAGGGAUUCCUUGUCGUAGAAUAUGCUUCUAGGAGCCUUCUGGUACUCCACCUCCCGCCCUGCAUGAACCGGUCGAGUUUCUUGUCUUGCAUUUUGUUCUUUCUGCCGACCGCCUGAGGCCGAUGUUCUUCUUUCUGUAGAUGUGGACGCUGGCUUCGGCUUUCUCCUCGUUGGAGGAAGCGGUGGAACCGCAGCGCCACCACCACCACCAGUUUUUUCUGCCAGCCUCGCCCACACCACCUCUGAGAACCCCGGUCUUGACAAUCCAAAAAUUCCAGAAUUCCUGCCCCUCGUGGAUGGCUUUGAGGAGGAGCUCGCCCAACAACAGCAACACUCGAAGACCGCACCCCUUCUCUGCGAUGGUCUGCUUACGAGCGGAACUCAAGCUGUCAGUUCCAGCAGUAACAGCAAACCCCCACUCCUUGCCUUCAUAGAAUCUCAGUCCAGCGGCGGCGGCGGCGGUAGCGGGGAGACUGGUGAACCGCCCUCCUUGUCCGCUGACCAGCAGCUGUUGCAAAAUAGUUCCGCUCCCAGUGGACCCCCGCUCUCACUGCAGCCCUAA
Spirometra erinaceieuropaei is the source of this 35116-nucleotide messenger RNA. The record is from the annotation of a GenBank genome assembly. Lineage: Eukaryota; Metazoa; Platyhelminthes; Cestoda; Diphyllobothriidea; Diphyllobothriidae.